Molecule: messenger RNA, 2500 nt
Organism: Hylaeus anthracinus
Lineage: Eukaryota; Metazoa; Arthropoda; Insecta; Hymenoptera; Colletidae
Product: trypsin-7-like
Exons: 7
Coding region: 822-1745 (307 amino acids)
Biological process (GO): proteolysis
Molecular function (GO): serine-type endopeptidase activity
Source: RefSeq, a predicted model, not a curated record
CCUGGAGGAGCUGCGCAAUUUCAAACACCGUCGAAGCGUAACGACCAUUCUUUUGGUUGCAACAUUAUUUUAACCGUGGCUCAUGUGGCAAGGGUAAUAAAAAUCGCUUUCUGUAACAACGAAAAGAACGAUUGGUCAGAGUUGGAGCGAUCAAUGUUUUCUUUGAAUGGGAUCUUUGGAACCCAUUGCAAGAAGCAACUUGUCUUCACUGUUAAGAAACACAAAUGGCCCUGGUAUGCGUGCUCUGAAACAAAAUGGUCUGCGACGACACGAUCCACGUAACAGCAUGAACAGCAAGAGAACUGCGUGCACGCUCGACGAAAGAACUACCUGUUCGCUAAUGAAAAGGCGUCCUUUUGACGGCACACGAGCACAGUUGAAGCUUCUCGACUGACGUUUCAUCGUUCUCACCUUCCUUCCUGUUAUCGGAUUAUUACCUUGAAAUGCCGGAGGACCUCCAAUAACGUUUUAACCGAUUAUCUAUGGUAUUUGUGUCAUCGAUUGUUUAAUUACACAACUAAUAAUGUACUUCUCUCUGCGAGAGUUGGCGCAGCGAUAGCGGUUUAAAGAUGCACUUAAUUAGUUUGUAUGUAUAGAAGAAACGAUGUUAUCGCACGCUGGCAGCGCUGACACUUUAUUUCAGUCUUGCUCCUUUUUACGUAAUCAACGUGGAAUCUAGGUCGACUGUCCGAGACUUUCGUGGAUCGGAAAUUUUUCUCGUGUCCAAGUAAAUUGAUACGAACGACAAUUAACCUGAAUAUCGAAAUAAAAGAAGGGCGAACCGCAUGGUGAACAGGUAGUUUCGUCGUCCAGUUCCCGCCAUGUAUACGUGGACACCGCUCCUGUUGUUGCAGCUCGCUCCGUUCGCGUUGGCACACUUUUUUUUCCUGCAUCUUGACGAGGGUCGUAUUGUUGGUGGCGAGUUAGCAAAUAUCGACGAUCACCCCUAUCAAGUAUCCCUUCGAUUUAACAAUCGUCACGUAUGCGGUGGCGCUAUCAUUAGCGAGGAAUGGAUCGUCACGGCCGCGCACUGUGUUCAGAGUACUUCUGUUCGCUUCAUAUCGAUAAAAGCUGGCACUUCCGACCUCACAGAGGAAGGCACGGUCGUCGCCGCCAAGGAGAUCAUCAGUCACGAGAGGUACAACCCAAGAACCUCCGAUUACGAUAUCGCUUUGAUUCGGCUGGAAAAACCGCUGGUGUACAGUUCUCGAGUGAGACCGAUUCUGUUGGCACCGGUCGCCGAUCAUUAUGCAGCAGGCUCGAAGGCGUUGGUCACCGGCUGGGGUGUUUUGAGAAGCAACGGCCCGACGACCACUCGGUUACGUAAGGUCGAGGUGCCACUCGUAUCGAAUUCGGAGUGCUCUUUAUUGUACGCUGGCCGCCGUAUCACACCGAGAAUGAUUUGCGCUGGUUACGUAAACCUCGGCGGCAGGGAUGCGUGUCAGGGCGACAGUGGUGGACCACUGGUGCAGUACGGCAAAUUAAUCGGCGUAGUGUCCUGGGGCAUGGGAUGCGCGCGACCAUCUUUCCCAGGCGUUUACUCGAGAGUAACCGUCCUUCGAAGUUGGAUCACAGAGAAAACUGAACCGGCGCGAUCGUUAAUAAGGCUCGACAUUAUCGUUACGCUUCGGAGUGGAAUAAAUGUCAGCGCGGGACAGGUCUCCGGGGUUUUCAACGUUGCUCGUUUAUUUAAACGUGGCAAAGUAGGCAGGUCGAUAGCGAGUCGACCGCGGUACAGAUCUUAAUGUACAAAUGUAACAAGUGACUCCAUAAUUGAGCCAGUUCUUUCUCAUCGAAAGUACCAGAUAUGUAUCGUAGCAUUUGACUAAAUAUAGAUCGCGUUGGCUUACUUGGAAUUUCGAAUCGGGGGUAGGAUACAUAUAAUUGACAUUUCCGAGUCAUCUAGUGACAUUUAUUUCACUAGUUAUCAUCGCAGUUUUCAAAUAAAAUCGUUGGUUACAUAUAUCACACGAUCAUUCAUGCAUUUUCCUACAGAUCCAUUUAUCAGGUCCAAAGACAUGUAUUAAUAUUUUUUACAGAUAGCAUUAUUUUUUUCCACAGGUAUUUUAAAUUCAACUAAUACGAAACCAAAGAAAUUGAAGAUCGUGAGGGGUGUAAAAAGACUGGAGAAUAAAUGAGUGACACUCUAUUCGAAUAUUUUAACAAGUUUCUUAUCAAGCGAGAAUACAUUGCUCGAAUCACCAAGCGAAUUAUAUUUUUUUAAUAUACAUACAUGUCAACAAAUUUGAAAAUAUUAGAUAGCCCACAAGCUUAAUCCUCGCGCAGCGGUCGCUAAUAAUACGAUAAUCUUCGCGGUUGACGAGAGAGUACUAUACGUUUACGAUACCUUUAACGACGUUACUGUACUAGAAAUAGAUUUAUUUAUUGCGUCCAAUUAAUAAUAGCGCUAGGUAAAUGAUCAUGAUUGUUGUACAUUUUUUUUUAAGUACAUGUACCCUACUCGAAACUACGAAAUAGAAACAUUCCUACGAAAUUCCCA